GGCCUAGCUGUCAGCUGUUGAUCCCUCUGUUUUCAAACGUUUCAGAACUCGGUCUUCCAGAACGGAUUACUUUCGAAAACCAAGGUAGCACUGUAGUUUGCCAGGAACUUCAGCAGCAAGAUGCAUACUGUAUGCUUUUUUAUUUUUCAGAAUGGUUUUGAUUUAGUUAAUAAGUGUUUGAUGACUUCCUCCUGCUGCAUUAGACUCAGGGAUAGGUAAGAUCAGUAAACAGUCCUGCUCUUGCAGAGUUGACUGUCUGCUAGGGUGGAUAGCUUCACUCAAAGGUAACUCCAAGUUAAGGUACAUUUUUCCAUGUUAAAUAUGUAAAAUCACUAAUAAGUGCACAAAAGUGGAGAUGUGAGAGAUUGUCAUAGCACAUCUAGGGUCCUGAUUUUGAAACUAAGAGAGGAUGAUGUGCAGUGUAGAAUUGAUGCAACUUAGUGAGUAGUUUUGGGGGGAAAAGUGUAGGAGGAGGAUUUGUUUUCAAUCUUUUAAGUUGCAGAAUGAUGGAUAUACCAGCUAGUUCCUAAAGAUUUUUUUUAUGUUUUCUAAGUAAGUCCCACAACUCUACUUGUAUUUCCCUGCAUGUAUUUGGUGUUAAUAAGUAUGUUUUGAAGGUUUUGAAUCAUCAUGUUUGCAGCACAUUAUUUGUACACAUUUGAGGCAGGCUCUUGGCUACGUCAGAACCGAUGCUCUGGUCGUAUGGUUUCGGAGACCUUUGGAGGUAGCUGCCCAUGACUUACUAGUGCUGGCCCCUUCUGUGUGGCCACAUCAGCCAUAGUGCACCAAUGAUAAUGUGUUUUAGAAAUGGUUGUUAAACUUUGAUUUGAGUGAAAAAUGUCUCUCAAUCCACCUAUAUUUCUCAAAGAAAGCGAAGAAAAUAACUCAAGAUUUGUGGAAAUACAACAGUCACAAACUACUUCCAUAGCUGCGGAAGAUCCUCUUCAAAACUUACACUUAGCAUCUCAAGAAGUUCUUCAAAAAGCUCAGCAAAGUGGGAGAUCAAAAUGCCUUAAAUGUGGUGGUUCAAGAAUGUUCUACUGCUAUACAUGUUAUGUCCCAGUUGAAAAUGUACCUAUGGAACAAAUGCCGCUUGUGAAGCUUCCCUUGAAGAUUGACAUCAUUAAACAUCCAAAUGAAACAGAUGGCAAAAGUACAGCUAUACACGCAAAACUCUUAGCCCCUGAAUUUGUAAAUAUUUACACAUACCCUUGCAUUCCGGAAUAUGAAGAAGAGGACCAUGAAGUUGCUCUCAUUUUUCCUGGGCCUAAGUCUGUCUCAAUUAAAGAUAUUUCUUUUCAUCUGCAAAAAAGGAUUCAAAAUAACCUUAGAGGCAAAAAUGAUGACUCUGACAAGCCAUCUAUUAAACGCAAGAAAACCGAAGAACAGGAUUUAGAUGACAACAAGUGUAAAGAGACAUCACUGAAAAAAAUUAUAUUUAUAGAUAGCACUUGGAACCAAACAAACAAAAUAUUUUCUGAUGAGAGACUUCAAGGGUUGUUACAAGUUGAGUUGAAAACAAGAAAAACUUGCUUUUGGCGCCAUCAAAGAGGAAAGCCAGAUACCUUCCUUUCCACAAUUGAAGCCAUCUACUACUUUCUGGUAGACUACCAUACUGAUGUAUUAAAAGAGAAAUACAAAGGACAAUAUGACAAUCUUUUAUUUUUCUACUCUUUUAUGUACCAGUUGAUAAAGAAUGCCAAAUGCUCUGGAGACAAGGAAACAAGAAAAAUUACUCAUUAGUUUUUAAGAAGCCACUUAUGACAUUUUAUUUUGCUAAAAUCAAUAAACUUGUCAUUGUGCUUUGUUUAUUCUUAGGCAAUAUUCAU
Miniopterus natalensis is the source of this 1829-nucleotide messenger RNA. It is a transcript of the gene DTWD1, whose product is annotated as DTW motif tRNA-uridine aminocarboxypropyltransferase 1. The record is from RefSeq and is a predicted model, not a curated record. Gene Ontology annotation, molecular function: tRNA-uridine aminocarboxypropyltransferase activity. Gene Ontology annotation, cellular component: nucleus. NCBI's taxonomy places the organism in Eukaryota, Metazoa, Chordata, Mammalia, Chiroptera, Miniopteridae. Gene Ontology annotation, biological process: tRNA modification.